Penicillium angulare is the source of this 1665-nucleotide messenger RNA. RefSeq names its product MFS transporter. Bases 1 to 1665 code for a protein of 554 amino acids. Gene Ontology annotation, biological process: transmembrane transport. Gene Ontology annotation, molecular function: transmembrane transporter activity. Lineage: Eukaryota; Fungi; Ascomycota; Eurotiomycetes; Eurotiales; Aspergillaceae. The record is from RefSeq and is a predicted model, not a curated record. The transcript has 3 exons.
AUGUCAACGACCGGAAAAAGCAUUCCUAGCAGCCAAUUAUCUUUAUACCAACUCGUUCUCUCGCAAGACACAAUCGCCGACAAUGUUCUCCACCACCAUUGGGAGGGAGCUGGGACUGAAGAAGAUCCAUACUUGGUUGACUGGCUCUCUGUAGAUGUUCGAGAUCCACAUCAAAUGCAAACCUGGCUAAAGUGGUCGAUUAGAACGCUCCAAGCUGCCUCCUUCCUAUCGAUCACAUUCGCCUCAUCCGCACUCUCAGCAGCCAACCCUCAAAUCCAAGAGAAAUUCGGAGCAAGUGAGGAGCUGGUCAUUGCAGACACGGCGCUCUUUGUUCUUGCUUUUGCAAUUGGACCUGCAAUUUGGGCACCUCUUUCCGAACUCUUCGGUCGUCAGAUUAUCUUCCUCAUCACCCACGGCUUGACCACACUGUUUGCCGGCGCAACGAUCGCUAGUCCGAAUAUCGCCACACUGCUUGUCCUUCGAUUCUUCUCAGGUGCAUUUGGCUCGUCAGCAAUCUCUAAUGCUGGCGGGGUGGUUUCGGAUAUUUAUUCGGCUCGAAACAGAGGCUUGGCUACUAUUGCCUUCAUUGGGGCUCCGUUUCUAGGCCCUAGUCUUGGUCCGAUUACUUGUGACUUUUUGGCUGUAUCUAAAGGCUGGAAAUGGGUACAGGGCGUUAUUACAAUCUUCAAUGGGGUAGUGUUCUUGGUUGGAAUUGUCUGUAUUCCUGAGACUUACACGCCUGUUUUGCUACGGAAGCGUGCUUCAACGCUUAGCAAAUUGACAGGUGCUGUAUACAAAAGUCGGCUUGAUACGGGUGACGCCCAUAGAACGGCUGGUCAGGUCUUUGCUAAGACUAUGGUUCGACCGUGGAUUUUAGUAUUCUUCAAGCCAAUUGUCCUAUCACUAUCUAUCUAUAUGGCAAUCGUCUAUGGAACUAUGUACAUGGAAUUUGCUGCAUUCCCCAUCAUCUUCGAGGAUACACUUGAAUGGCCACAAAGAACCUCAGGCUUGUCGUUCCUGGGAAUGAUGAUCGGACAGAUAUUUGGAUGUAUCUAUUCUGCUAUUGAUGAUGCUCGCUUCAAAAAAGUUGCCGACAAAGCUCCUUCUGGUCGCCCUCCUCCAGAAGCCCGAUUAAUUCCAGCUAUAGUUGGCGCAGUCACUCUGCCAAUUGGACUAUUCUGGUUUGCUUGGACUAAUUUCCCACAUAUUCAUUGGAUCGUAUGUGAGAUAGGUACUGUUCUCUUCGGAUUUUCUCACGUGUCAAUAUUUUUGAGUGUUGUCAACUAUUUGGUCGAUGCAUAUACCGUUUACGCUGCAUCUGCGUUGGCAGGCAACGCUGUUAUACGGGCUCUUUUUGGUGCAGCAUUCCCGCUGUUUACGACUCCGAUGUAUGAAAAUCUUGGUGUUCAUUGGGCUUCCUCCGUAUCGGCUUUCCUUGCUGUUGCUUGCUUGCCAUUUCCCUGGAUCUUUUACAAGUUUGGACCGGCUAUUCGUCGGCACUGCCAAUAUGCUGUUGAAUCCGCUAGACAAUUGGAUGCUGCGGCGGAGAGAAUACGUGUGCAGGCUGAUAUUGCCGUUUCUAGCGAAAUGAAACCUGAAAAUGAGACGGAUGUUGUGCGCAGCUCGAGCGAUCUGCCCGCUAGCAAGGAGGUCGCAGAGCCAUGA